Molecule: messenger RNA, 2513 nt
Organism: Sinocyclocheilus grahami
Lineage: Eukaryota; Metazoa; Chordata; Actinopteri; Cypriniformes; Cyprinidae
Product: protocadherin beta-16-like
Exons: 1
Coding region: 162-2513 (783 amino acids)
Biological process (GO): homophilic cell-cell adhesion
Cellular component (GO): plasma membrane
Molecular function (GO): calcium ion binding
Source: RefSeq, a predicted model, not a curated record
GAGAAGACUGAUCACGAAGAUACUGUAUUUACUAUCCUUUUCUUUAAAUUACUGACUUUUUUGUUAGUUUUCGUCACUUUGGAUAUACACGAUUUUCUCCAGCUUUUUGGAUUUAUUUAUUUGCUUUCUACCUUAAUCUUCCUUCCGUGGUCUUCUGCAAAAUGUCGGACAGGACAAUGGCGCGGCAAGUACUGCUGUAUAUUUGGUUUCUCUCUCUCAGUUCUGCUCUCGGGCAGGUCAGUUACUCCAUUCAUGAGGAAAUGGCGAAAGGCUCUUUAGUCGGGAACAUUGCGCAGGAUUUGGGUUUAGAUUUAAAGAGACUGAAAUCGGGUAAAGCGCGUAUUUAUACUGGAGACAGCGCUGAAUACAUCGAGCUGAAUAAAGAAAGAGGAGUCCUCCUUAUCAAAGAGAGAAUAGACCGAGAGGCGCUAUGCGGACAGACAACGCCUUGCGCGCUACAUUUUCAGAUUAUUCUAGAAAACCCAAUGGAAUUUUUUAGAGUUACAAUUGAAAUAACAGAUAUUAAUGACAAUUUUCCCAGUUUUAAAAAGAGUACGAUUAUUUUUAGAAUCAGCGAAUCAGUUAUUUUAGGGUCUAAAUUUAUGUUAGAGCCUGCAAUAGAUCUCGAUGUGGGAAUCAACGGCCUUCAAAGCUAUACGCUAAAACCCACUCAUAAUUUUAAUCUUAAAUUUAAAAAUCAACAGGGAGACGGGGAAAAUGUUGAAUUGGUUCUACAAAAGCCUUUAGAUCGUGAAAAACAGCAUGAUAUAAAAUUAGUGCUCACAGCUAUUGAUGGAGGAGAUCCUCAGUUGUCUGGCAGCAUAGAGAUUCACAUUACGGUUUUAGACGCAAACGACAAUGCUCCUGUCUUCUUGCAAUCAAUUUAUAAAGCGACUGUGACAGAGAAUGCGCCAAAAGACACUAUAGUGUCACAAGUGAGCGCAACUGAUGCAGAUGAGGGUGUAAAUAAUAAAGUAGAGUAUUCUAUUGCAAACAUGCAAGAUGAUGAUCAACAGUUAUUUGAAAUAGAUAAAGACAGUGGCCAAGUUACGGCGGUCGGAAUAAUAGACUUUGAAAAAGCUCGCAAUUAUGAGCUACGCGUUCAAGCGAGUGAUCACGGUGGUCUGACUGAUUCUUGUAAAAUCAUAGUUGAUGUAAUUGAUAUCAAUGACAAUAAACCAGUGAUCAAUAUUAUGUCAAAAACAAACGUGAUAGCUGAAAAUUCCGCGUCUGAGACGGUGGUAACGAUGAUAAAUGUUCAGGAUCUUGAUUCGGGAGAAAACGGGAAAGUUCAAUGUUCAGUUAAUGAGAACAUUCCUUUCACCUUGAAGUCGUCAAAUGUAAAUUUCUUCAGUUUAGUCACAGACGGUGAUUUAGACAGAGAGCGCGAGUCUGAGUAUAACAUCAGUGUGACGUGCGCUGAUGAGGGCGUGCCCUCUCUCUCCAGCAGCGUCACUCUCUCCUUACAGAUAUCAGAUGUGAAUGAUAACGUGCCUGUCUUUGACAAGAGCUCAUAUGAGGCCUCUGUACAAGAAAACAACACACCGGGUCUUUCAAUAUUCACAGUCAGAGCCAGAGACGCAGAUUUUAACCAGAAUGCCCGUGUGUCUUACAUACUGGAGGACUCGUCGGUUAACGGAGUGCCCGUCUCCUCGUUAGUGUCCGUUAGUGCUGAUAGUGGAGUCAUACACGCUGUGCGAUCUUUCGAUUACGAGCAGAUCAAAGAUUUCCAGUUCCGCGUAAAAGCGCAGGACGGAGGCUCUCCUCCUCUCAGCAGCAACGUGAGUGUGAAAAUAAUAAUUCAGGACCAGAAUGACAAUGCGCCUCAGGUUCUGUAUCCGGUCCAGUCAGGCGCUUCUGUGGUGGCUGAAAUGGUGCCUCGUUCUGCAGAUGUGGGUUAUCUGGUGACUAAAGUGGUGGCUGUUGAUGUGGACUCUGGACAGAAUGCCUGGCUGUCAUAUAAACUGCAGAAAGCAACAGACAGGUCACUGUUUGAAGUGGGCUUACAGAAUGGAGAAUUAAGAACUGUGCGCCAAGUGACAGAUAAAGAUGCUGUGAAACAAAGACUCACUGUUGUAGUGGAGGACAACGGGCAACCCUCUCGAUCAGCUACAGUCAAUGUUAACGUGGCGGUGGCGGACAGCUUCCCUGAAGAGUUCACUGACUUUCCGCACAAGGACUACAACGACAACCUGACUUUCUAUCUGGUCUUGGCCUUGGCUGUAGUUUCGUUUCUUUUUAUCGUGUCUAUCAUCGCCAUACUGUCAGUCAAAUGCUACAGAUGGAGACGCGAGCGGAUGUUUUACAAAUCUGGAGCGAAUCUUCCAGUUAUUCCGUAUUAUCCGCCUCUUUACGCAGACGUAGGGGGCACAGGAACUUUACAGCACGUGUACAAUUAUGAGGUUUGCAGAACCACUGACUCCAGAAAGAGUGAUCUGAAAUACGGCAGACCUUGCAGUGAAAGCUUCAUUAGUCUGGACAGCAGUGGAACACAGACACUCUCGCAUGUGUAA